Molecule: messenger RNA, 3459 nt
Organism: Penicillium brasilianum
Lineage: Eukaryota; Fungi; Ascomycota; Eurotiomycetes; Eurotiales; Aspergillaceae
Source: the annotation of a GenBank genome assembly
AUGGCGGGAGGCAACGCUGAGAAGGGACAGCGAUACAUCGCGACCUUGGACCAGGCGCGGGCCCAAGGCAAAUGGGAUGAAGUACCUGAAUUGAUCCGAAAAGUGACGAAACACGCACCGCAUCGUACUUGUGUGAUUCAGACUGCGACGGCCGAAUCUCGAGUCGUAUCCUACCUUCAGCAAAAGACAUCCUCCGAGAGUGCAUCGACGCCUAACCUCCCCGAGCUGAUUCCGGCGCUGUUGACUACCAUUGAGAACAAUGACGGAACCCCGGAAGAGAUCGUCCAGGCGCAGGUCUGUCUAGGAUGGAUCCAUUGGGCCUUGAGCGAGCCAGCGCUGGCUGCAGGACGCCUGCCAAAGGACUUCGCAACAACGGUGGAAGAAUUGACCGCCGGAGGACAGACCCCAUCCGCGUGGACGGAGGUCUGCCUAGUGAAAGGAUGCUACAUUAAGGGGGCUGCUCAAGCUGCAGUUACUGAAAUUGAUGAGACGCUGGAGACUUUUGCUUCCUUGAUACCCUGGUUAGGCAGUGGGAAGUUGGGCUCGACCAAUGCGCAGUUCCUAAGCUGGACCGAGACUUUACUUUGUAAAGGUGCCAUCAUGGCCAGCGAGGAGGCGCACAAUAGCUCCCCGUACUCUGACCCCAGACAUGUGGAGAUUGCGCUUCGACUAUUUCGGCUUUGGGCUUCUCUCCCCGCGGUGAAGCAAGGGUUGGCUGCUCCCAAACCUUCCCACCUAGAUGCAUCCCCCUCGCUUUCCCGCACCGCCAUAUGGAAGGCCUAUUAUGGAUUCCUCACAACUGUGCUACAGGAAGGACUGGUCUACACUGCUCCUCAUAAUGGGCCAGAGCGGCCCCAAUUAGCCAGUGAACUACGUCGCAUAGAAUCAAUCUGUGAGAACAACCUUCUUCGGGAGGUCAAAUUCCCGACUGCCAGCUCCAGCAACUCUGAAGUUGAAGAAUGGGUGGAGCAAGUCAUCAGCAACUGGGAGGUCCUCUGUGGACCCCACUGGCAAGAUCAAGACCUGGGCGAAGGGGGACAGAAUGCCGUGGGACGCAACGUUUUGGAUAUCCUGUAUCGUGCGGCAACUAAAACUUAUCAUUCCCACCUCAUUUUGCGGCGCCUGUUUCAUGUUCAUUCCGCCUUGGCGGACUUUGACCUUGCUUUUCAGGCCCUGGACUCCUAUAUCGAGAUUGUUACUGGUGCCAAAAAGAGAGCUGAAAAGGGUGCUGAGUAUGGUGAACUCGAGAAAGAUGAAAUUUUCCUACAAACUCUUUCCGAAGGUGUCACUUUGUUGAGCUGCCUCGGCUCGUUCGACGAGGCAGAAAAGGCCAAGGAUUUGACCGAAUUGAUCAGAAAGCGUCUCGAGAAGCAGGGGGCAACUAUGUCAGAUGGGAAGGUCAUUGGAAAACUGCUACUCACGCAAGGUCCAGACUCUACCAAUUCAUCUGAAAUCCCCCCGGCUGUUUUGGCCACUGCUUACAGGGCAGUCGGUGUCGGACUUGCGAAUUGGGCAAGCUUCACGCCUCAAAAUGAAGCACGCGAUGAGAUUCGCGGAGAAGCGGUGGAUUACCUCUUGAAGAGUGCAUCUCCCUCACUGGGCAAGCAAAUGAGCUACUCAACUCUUUACACGUUGUCUCUUGUUCUUGCAGAGAACCGUGACUUAGACACUGCAAUUGACUAUGUCAAAUCUGCAUUGACUUCUCAUGGCUGCUCAGAUUCGUCUGAAGAUCUUUCCAGGGAAAGGGAUCUCGUCCCCAUGUGGCACUUGCUCGCUCUGCUGCUGAGUGCGAAGAAUGAGUUCGAUAUCGCCGAACGGUCUUGCGAAGCAGCCUUUGAGCAAUUCCCUCCGGAGGUGUUUGGCAAGAGUCACCUCGACAAGCGAUCAGAGAAACGUUCAUCGCGACAUUCUUCGCACUCCAAGGAACGGGAACCCGUAUCCAAGCGCUCUCUCGUGAGCCGAUUGCAGGGCCGGGAGAAGGAGCGUAUACUUCAAACUCGCAUCACACAACUUGCGUUCGUUGAAGUGAUGGAGGGCCCCGAGGCAGCUGUCAACCAGAGUGGGCAAUUGCUGAGCCUUUUCGCCACACUUUUCAGUGAUCUCAAUCUUGAUAGCGAAGGCACGAAACCCAAGACCGAGCAUUUGGUACCACCCAAGAGCUCCGCUGGCACAACUCGAAGCUUCCGCGGCAGCAUAUUCAGCCGUAGUCGAGCCUCUCAUCCACCAGACCGAGGCUCUGUUCCUGCGGUACCGCCCCUCCCAAAUGGCAACCUAGGCGGAGUGGAAGCACCGGCCAUCCAGAUUACGGAUGAAGACCGACAAGGUCGUCAAAGUCCAACAUCACUCGGAAGGUCCGACUCGAAAAGGCUGAAGAAGCGUAGCGACAGCUUCCAUAAGAAUGAAAGGCCUCGAGUUGAGGAGCCUCCCUUGCUUAACGGGACAGAGUCCCCGGAAACGGUGGGGAUUGCAGUUUCUGGAAACUCAUCUCCCCAGGCGGCAGCUCAUACGCCAAGUGGUAGACAACCAUUGCAGCCGAUCCCGCAUAAUAUCCCUCACAGACAGCAACCACCACCAGCUGGCCACGAACACAACCCACCUGUGCAAGACACCCGACUCCCACCCCCGCAUCGAUUCGAUUCUCCCACGCUUGCCACUACGAAGUUCUCAUAUGCCCAAUCUCAGAAGCACGCUCUUGGUCUACUCGUUAAGAUCUGGCUUAUCAUCGCCGGUCUGUACCGCCGAGCGUCAUUGUUCGACGACGCUCGAGAGGCCUGCCAGGAAGCCUGGAAGCAAACCUCGCGCGUGGAAACACUGGCUGCCUCUUUUGAGUCCUCGGCUCGGGCUUUCAGUAAGCGUAGCUGGGAUAACACCAAGAGCUCGGAAGAGCUGUGGGCCGAUGUUCAUGCCGAACAAGGUCUGUUGGCACAGAGUCAGUCAAGCCCUCAUCAGGCCAUGAAGCAUUUCGAGGAUGCCCUUCUUCGCUAUCCUGAUCAUCCUAUCGCAACGAUUGCACUGGCGAAUCUACUUCUAGAUGUCUGGGACCAGAAGCUGCCGUUGGAACCCUCGAAUGCCGACGUUGAUCUCAACGUAUCUCGAUUGUCACUAUUGUCCACUCUCCCCAAGCCAAAGGUAGCAAAUGCCAUUUCCAUUGAUGAGUUGAAGGGUCCUGACGUUGAGACUCCGCCUACGGCCGAAACUUCCUCAUCCCCGCAUGAAGUUGAUCCCAAGCACCUGCACCGCUUGGCAGCACGAGAUCGCGCAUACGGUCUGCUCUCGUCGCUGACCAAGCUUGGCAGUUCAUGGGACAACUCGGAUGCUUGGUAUGCCUUAUCGCGAGCUUACGAGGCUGGCGAUCAGGUCGAUAAACUGAAGGACGUUCUGUGGUGGUGCAUUGAACUUGAGGACCGCCGGCCCAUUCGGCACUGGUCCAAUAUUGGCUCCGGGUUGUAUGUUCUUUGA